CCUAAUUUUCCGAUCGAAUCUUGUUAGAGUUGUUGAUCGAAUUGCGAAGUAAUUGUGCUCCACUUAGGGUUGUCAAACUUUCCAGAGAAUAAUGCGUAUUUGUCGUCCUGAAGAUGUUCGUUUGAAACUCCCUGUUGUUCGUGUAAAGUGAUGUCACAAAGUGCGAUGCAAAUAUUUUACUGUGGAAAAAUUCUACCAUCCCGUGGACAGAAGCACGUGAACACUUUUAUAUUUUCAAUUCACGAGCUCGACGGAAGCCUUUUUUGUCUUGUAUAAUCAUAUUCGUGGUCACGUCUUGGAAUCACAGAUUUUUGACUUGAGCCCUUUCUGCCAAACUUCGAAGAAAUAUACAUUACGCUCUGGAAACUCCUACAAUCUUAUUCGUUCGUUUUCCAACUGUGUUUUACGUAAAAACGAGGAGGAGCUACUUCGUAACGUUAUAUCGUACCUCGGAGGUAUUCGAUGAAAGGAUAGCAAAGACAGUGGUGGCCCUCCUCUCAUUAUCUAUUGAAACAGAAGAGUAGUGACAGUCCCCCCGAGAACAACGCAAAACCGUGGAUGCAGCCGGGUAUUGGACGUGGAGGUGGCGCGGCCCACGCAGGUGGGACAGGUGACGACGAGGCUCCUAAAGAUCCCGGUGCACGGAUCACUCAUCAGUCUUACACCGAGAAAGACUACGAAGGUCACAGAGCGCACACCGUGUACGUGGGCGUGCAUCUGCCCGGCGAAAGGAGACACCGUCGUCACCACAAGCACCAUCAUUCCCAGCGUCAGUCGUUCGCCACCGACAAGGAGAACAAUGUCGACCACGACAGGCCCAUCACACCGCCGGCCCAGAGGGUGCAGUUCAUCCUGGGGGAGGAAGUCGGGGACGAUGCGCACGAGUCCCAUCCACUAUUCUCCGAAAUGGAGGAGCUCGUCAAGGAUGGCGACGAGAUGGAGUGGAAGGAAACAGCGAGAUGGAUCAAGUUCGAGGAAGACGUCGAGGAGGGAGGGAACAGAUGGAGCAAACCUCACGUAGCGACCCUCUCCCUGCACUCUCUGUUCGAGCUGAGGAGCCUGCUGCUAAACGGCACCGUGAUGCUGGACAUGGAGGCGGCGAGUCUGGAGCAAAUCACCGAUUUGGUCCUCGAUAACAUGAUUAAUAAGGGCUCGUUGCCGACGGAGUCGCGGGAAAAGGUCAGGGAAGCUCUUCUGGUGAGACAUCGGCAUCAGCACGAGAGACGCAAGGACAACAACAUGUCCAGGUUACCGAUCAUAAGAUCGUUGGCCGAAAUUGGACGCAAUCAUUCCUCCUCCAAGAGUUACGGCUGUACAUGUGGUUUGCAUGAGUUGUUGACGUCAGAUUUACAGGAGCGUCGCGACGCCGGGGACGCAUACGCGCCCUCGGUGGGUCGCAGCAGCAGCUGCCCGAACUCGAAUACGGCUCUGCUGUCGAAAGAAGCGAAAGAUCUGAAAGGACCGUACCUUCUGGUUCCAGUGGAGGAAUCGAAUUCCGCCCCGGCGUUCGGCGGCGCAACGGGCCACGGCAGCGGAGCAACGCUGAACCCCGGUAGCCGCUUCCUAGCCAUACCUGGCCAAGAGCCGGCCACCAACGGGAUGGAUCGCAGCCCGAGCAGCGUGUCAAUUAGCAGAAAUCACAGCUCGUCCGCUUUAGAGAACGGGGACGCCAAUCACAGGGGUAACACGCACUUCAUGCGGAAAAUACCGGCCGGAGCCGAGGCGAGCAACAUCCUCGUAGGGGAGGUAGAUUUUUUAGACAAGACCCUGUCGGCGUUCAUUCGACUCAGCCAGGCGGGAAUUAUGGGCGACCUGACGGAAGUUCCUGUGCCAACGAGAUUCAUAUUUGUCCUGCUGGGACCCACGGGUGGAAUCUCCGGUUUCCACGAGAUUGGCCGUGCCAUGGCCACCCUGAUGUCCGACGAGGUGUUCCACGACGUGGCUUACAAGGCUAAGAACAGAAACCACCUCCUAGCUGGGAUCGACGAGUUCCUGGACGCGGUCACUGUCCUGCCACCCGGAGAGUGGGAUCCUGCGAUCAGAAUAGAACCGCCUGCCGCGAUUCCCUCGCAGGAAGUGAGGAAACGACCCAAGGAAGAAAAGCCGAAAGAGGACUUCGACGAGGAGGCGGACGAGCAGAAGCUGAGGGAGGAAUCGGGGCUAUCGAGAACAGGAAAACUGUUUGGCGGUCUGGUCAAUGACGUGAAGAGGAAAGCGCCAUUCUACUUGUCCGAUUUCAAGGACGCUCUCGCUCUCCAAUGCAUCGCCUCGUUCAUUUUCCUCUACUUCGCCUGUCUAUCGCCCAUAAUCACGUUCGGUGGUCUGCUGGGCGAAGCCACUGGGAAGAACAUGGCCGCUAUGGAGUCUCUGGUUUCCGGUUUCGUUUGCGGCGUCGGCUACGGUCUGUUCUCUGGGCAACCUCUGACCAUUCUCGGGUCCACCGGGCCGGUGUUGGUGUUCGAGACGAUCGUCUACGAAUUUUGCAAGAAAUCCGAGUGGAACUACAUGUCUUUCCGCUUCUGGAUCGGCUCGUGGAUGGCCUUGAUACUGGUAAUCCUGGUCGCGAUCGAUGCCAGCGCCCUGGUGUGCUACAUCACUCGGUUCACGGAGGAAAACUUUGCCACCCUCAUCGCUUUUAUCUUCAUUUACAAGGCUAUCGAGAACGUAUUGUCGAUCGGCAAGAAGUACCCUAUGAACACUCACGCCAACGAUCAAUUCGACUACAACUGCUGGUGCAAGCCACCCAACGGCAGUCUACCCUCUAGCUACGAUCACAUCAAUUGGACGGCCCUGGAUCAGAAAGCAUGCCAGAGCUACAACGGCACGCUGAUGGGCGACGGCUGCAACCAGCCGCACUACAUACCCGAUGUGUUCCUCAUGUCAAUUAUAUUAUUCAUGGGCACCUUCUUGUUAUCCGUCGAGCUCAAAGACUUCAAGAACGCUCUCUUCUUCCCGUCGAAGGUUAGACAAGUUGUGAGCGACUUCGCGGUGAUCAUAGCCAUCUUCUCGAUGAGCGCUUUGGAUCACUUCGUCAACAUCCCGACGCCCAAGCUGGAAGUUCCAGUGGAAUUCAAGCCGACGUUGCACGAUCGAGGCUGGGUCAUCUGGCCUUUCCAAAACAAUCCCUGGUGGAGCGCCAUUGUCGCGAGUCUGCCGGCUCUCUUGGGUACCAUCCUAAUCUUCAUGGAUCAGCAGAUCACGGCUGUGAUAGUCAACAGGAAGGAGAACAAGCUGAAGAAAGGAUGCGGGUAUCACUUGGAUCUGUUCGUCCUCGCGAUCCUGAUAGAAAUUUGCACCGUGAUGGGCCUGCCCUGGUUCGUCGCAGCCACCGUGCUCUCGAUCAAUCACGUCAACUCUUUGAAGCUUGAAUCCGAAUGCGCCGCGCCAGGCGAGAAGCCACAGUUCCUGGGCGUUCGCGAGCAACGAGUCACUCACAUACUGAUCUUCCUGAUGAUCGGCUGUUCGGUCCUUCUCACGCCCAUGCUGAAGCACAUACCCAUGCCAGUGCUGUUUGGCGUCUUCCUCUACAUGGGAGUAGCUUCAUUGAAGGGGCUCCAGUUCUUCGACAGGAUUCUUAUCAUGCUGAUGCCUGUCAAGUAUCAACCUGACUACAUGUUCCUGCGACAGGUACCUCUGAAGCGUGUGCACCUGUUCACGGCGAUGCAGUUAGCUUGUCUGUCGUGCCUGUGGCUCAUCAAAUCCUUCAGCUCUACUUCCAUUCUAUUCCCCUUGAUGCUCGUGGUUAUGAUCGGGAUACGCAAGUCCCUGGACCUGGUGUUCACCCAACGCGAGCUCAAGAUCCUGGACGACGUGAUGCCGGAGCCGAGCAAAAAGCACGCCGACGAUCUCCGCCAGCUGGAGAGUGGCGAGGAACAUGACGAGUCCACGGUGUAUCCGCCCUCGAGCAACUUACAGAUCUCGUUGGCGAACGGGAACAUCAUGAAGAUCCCUAUGACAAGCAUCAACAUCAGCGAGGAGGUGAACAAGACGGGGAUCUGGCAACAGGUGAACGAGUGCAACGAGAAACCCAAGCAGCCCAAGAUGAUCAACGCCGGUAAACAAAAGAAACACUCGAAGAAGGAUAGCUCGUUGAUAGCCGACGAGACUACGAGGCUGACAACGAUGACCGAAGAGGACGAGGAUGACAGUGGGAUCUCUAUCAAGGUAGACUUGAUACGAUCGAAGGAGAGCCUCGGUCCCAUGGCAGCGAAUGGCACCACGUCGGCCGAAACUUCCGUCUAACAACGGUCCAUCGGGAACGAACCGAUCAUCCGCCGACUGAACGAUCGAUGAAAUUUCGAUUUCUGUUUCUCUCGUAGCCUUGAUUCGCGCUAGAUUUUUUGGUAAAAAAAAAGUUCCGUUACAAGAACAAUGAGGUGCUUUUCGAGUGCAAUUGUCGAGUGCCACGAACGGGUUACUUUUAAAAAGGAAACGCACACCGUCGAAAUUGACAGUAGAAUAUCCUAAAAUUUAAGAUUCGACUCGUGAACGCGACAUCACCGCUGGAUCUUGAACCUACGCUCGCGUCAGUGUGCAAUAACGUGUUAUUUAUAAUUUAGCGAUUCAGUUAGCCAAACGUAGUCCAUACCCGUAGCAGAUAUGCCAAAGAAACCCCUGUAACGACACGUCGAUGUUUCCUUCGAGGGAUGUCUCGCAUAUAGGGUGAUCCUUUUGUCGAGGAGGAAGAGGAUAUCGAUAUUAGCUUGUCGCUGGACCAGGAUUGCUGGACUGUUGCAACCAAUGACUAAAACAAAAAAAUAGGAGAAAAGUCAGAAAAAAGGCCAACACCGAGUUUAAAUGUGUCAAGUUCUUUGUGCCAACCUUGUAUUUUUCGUACUCGCAUCAAACGCGAAGGAACGGUUCCGAUCCGAUUUUAGGACUCGAAAAGGUCAGGAAAAAGCAAGUAAAUGAAUUCACUGGCGCCAACCAAAUUGCAAAAAGACAAAAUUCUGGAAUUUGCCAUCAAAGAAAUCCAUUUGGCAAUCCUGCGUCAGGCGAGAUUCAUUUUUGGCGAGCAAUCGCGCAUACGGAAGCUCUCGAAGCUUGCGAGACAAGUCGAACGCCGGCCAGCUGCGACAAUAUCUACAUAUUAUAAAUGUACAGCGAUUUUUUUACGCCCGCAAAUGGUAAAACAAAUAAUAUCCCCUCACGUGAAUAAUAAAAAAAAAAAAAUAAAAAAAAAUAAAGAAUAAGGAAGGAAUAUAGGGGGAGAAUCGAUAUGUGCCACGAGAACAACAAUUUUUUUCACGUUUUUUAUCGAAAUCCUAGCUACGACUGCAUUUUCGCGUGUAACGCCGUCCCUUGAAGGAUGUCCUUUCCGUUCGCGACAGCGAACCCAUGAGAUUUUUAUCGUACUAAGGUCUUUCAGAUAGCGAGCGCAACAUUCUCGAGAAUUUAGGCGAGUUAGCGGCGCAGAUCGGCAAAAUUCUUAUUUAAAUAAAAUAGCAAAGUAUACGCGAUAAGGUUCAAGGGUCAAUUGAUACGUUGAUACUUGCGUGAAUGGCGUAGCUUAGGUCAUUUUAAGGUAUCUCCAAUCAGAGCCAAAGCAACCGAAGGCACAUGUGCCAACGUUCGCCAAGGUUCGAGCACAUGCGCGCUUGAGGUGUUCGAUGUAGAAGUCGAAUGCUUAAUAAACUAUCGAGAACUAAGAAUCGAGUAAUCAUUGUCUGGUAGUAUCGUUUGGAAGUGAACAUUAUGGCCUAACCAUCCCCAGAAAGAGAAAUAAGCAGCUCUUUGGUAUCUAAAAUAUUUCUAAUCACUUUCGUAAUCGCAAGGACCUUAAAAUACCCGAGCUACACGAUGCGUUCCAACGUCAUUCUAUCUCACCACUAUUUGAAUAAAAUUAUGCCCGUCUCUGCCCUGCGGAUCGUUGCACGAACAAACUGUUAUUCCCUUGUCUCCAUCGAUGUCGAUCAAUCGUGGACGGUCGACCCGAUAACUAUGGGACAGAAAAUUUGAUACGAUAUUUUUCAGACGACCCAUUACCAAGUUACCACGUUGAGAUAAACCUCAGAGGCUUUCCAAGUCCGCCCGAAAGUCCCCGGGACAAGUUCGUUGGCGAACCAACGUACUGUUGGAUAUUUAAGAAAGUGUUACGUAGUAACGUAGAACAAUGAGAUUACAGGGCGAGAGGCGUUAGCGAGCCUCGUCCUGCGUAAUGUUUUAUGGAAUACUCCUGUGUCGAUGUACGUAUGCGUAUAACGAGGUAUGGAGCGAGGCGAUCGCUUGUAUGUUAAUGUUUACGUGUGUUUGUAUAUACUUAGAGCAGAAAGUACCAUUCACAAUUCUAUACAGACUCGCAUCUCGGACAGCUGGGGAGAAUGCUCCUGGAUACGGUUCAGAACUUUUGAUAAAUGUCGUUUCGACUAAAGUUUAUCGUUUACGAUAAUUAUAAUUUAUAAAACGUUGAGUAAAACGAUCUAAAUUUGAAUAGAUAGCGAUAUAGUCUAUGUUAUGUAUGCAAACAAAACGAUAAAAUCAAUGUAAUUCAGGAGCAUUCUUUGCGGCUCGUUGCAGUCGGAGUUUUGGACACAAUUUUAUUCGAUUCAACAAUGAAAUAAGUAAGUUUCGAUUUGUUAUGUGUUCGAUAAAAAUUCCCGAUCAAAUCAUGUUUCAAGCUGAACGAAUAAAAACUUCGAACAAGCAUUGCGAGUAAAUCGUAACACAGAGCUUUUAUUCGUAGUCUGUUAUUACGAAUAAAAUUCUGUCCAACUCUGUGUUCCAGCGCGUGCGAGCGACUCCGAUCGUUUGAUAAGACGUUGCUUGUAUCACCGCGUAGUUGAAAAGCGUUAAGCUUCAUCUUACAUUCCAUCUACGACACUUACACGUGUCGUACUCUAACGGGCUACAAUCGCCGCUAUAGUAUUAAUUGGUUGUGAUUAGCUAGAGAAAACGAUCGUUUCGAGGACGACGUGUGCUUUUCUAGGAGGGGUGAACUCACCCGUACCCACCUUCGACCGCGCGAAUUUUUCUAAAGCGCGCAACAAUCAGGGAUGGUCAAAAUUCUCAUCCGAAUAAUCAUUUAAUAAUCUGGAUUAAAAAGGAAAUUACACUUCGUAGUGAACGAAUAAAGUCGAAAUCUUGUUCAUCCCAUUAUCCGGAUAAAGUGUUGCCCAUCUCUGAGGUAAAGUCGAACGCAAUCCUGUUUCGAGAACAAUACUACGUAUGAACGUCGAGGGGUAUUCCGGUGCAGGAUAUAUUUUCAAUUUGCAUAUUUUGUAAACACCGUUCGAAGGAAACAUUUCUGUCAUUUUUUACAAAAAGCAAAUCAAAACAAAAAAAAAAAAGAAGAAGAAGAAGAAGAUGGAAAAUUACACAGUGUAACGAGUACUGCUUAGCGGGCCUAGACUCACGCCCGAUAUAGUUGAAACGGGAUACCGUCGAAGAUAACUCGAAGGUGGAACUGUAUUAGUCGACAGACGGUAAAACGUAGGCAAUCGAUUUUAGUAUUGUUAAGUAUUGGCAUAGUAUUGAAUUGUUUCGUUACGAGUGAGGAGCUCAAUCCGUACGUAAAUUCAAGUCCUCCAUUCGUCUUAAUUUUUAUUACGAAUAAAGCUGUGUGUAACAAAACAAC
Molecule: messenger RNA, 7573 nt
Organism: Hylaeus volcanicus
Lineage: Eukaryota; Metazoa; Arthropoda; Insecta; Hymenoptera; Colletidae
Gene: Ndae1
Product: electroneutral sodium bicarbonate exchanger 1
Exons: 22
Coding region: 559-4242 (1227 amino acids)
Biological process (GO): monoatomic anion transport; regulation of intracellular pH; bicarbonate transport
Cellular component (GO): plasma membrane
Molecular function (GO): solute:inorganic anion antiporter activity; monoatomic anion transmembrane transporter activity; sodium:bicarbonate symporter activity
Source: RefSeq, a predicted model, not a curated record